Thlaspi arvense is the source of this 1360-nucleotide messenger RNA. The record is from the annotation of a GenBank genome assembly. Lineage: Eukaryota; Viridiplantae; Streptophyta; Magnoliopsida; Brassicales; Brassicaceae.
GGGAGUUCUCUUCGCGAAGAAGGAUUUCAAUUUGGCGCAACAUCCUUUGGAAGGAUAAGAGUUGGGGAGUUCCUCGUCGUUGGAUUCGUCUCCGCGAGUCCCAAUGGCUCCUCUUUCGAUUCUCCGAAGCUUUCUCUCCCUUUCGAGCCCCUUCGUUCAAGGAAGACGAAGAAGUUAGUUAGCAACAUAAAGCAUUGGAAGAACUCAUCUCCGAAGGCUGUAUAUUCCGAAGGCUUGUCCAUAAGAGACGAGACAAGCCGAGGCUUCUCGCAUCAGAGAGAAGUACCUAGACAGAAUCCCAAUGAUUGUAGAGAAGGCUUGAGAAAAGCGAUGUCCCCGUUAUCGACAAGAAAAAUGGGGCAGUUUGUGUAUAUUGUCCGCAAAAGAAUCAAACUGAGUGCCGAAAAGGCUAUCUUCGUCUUCGACAAGGCAAUUGAGAGAUGCAUCGUCAGGAACAUUGUUAGGCAAGCAGCCAAGCAAGCAGCCAUCAGAGAUGUUCAAGAAGCCAGUGUCUACGAGGAUACACUCUGCCAAAGCUUUACGCUAAGAUGCAAUACUGUGCAGAGCUUCAAAUCAAAGGAAUACGUGUGCGAGACAUUUGCUUGGAUACAUUACUACUGAUUCCUCACAAACGAAGGCAUUAACUUUCUGAGGACUUACCAUCUGAGAUUGUUCCCGCCACUUUGAAGAAGCAACGGAAGCCUCUUUGUCUUCAAAUUAUUCUCUGUCCUGUAUCUUUUCACUACUGUUCUGGCAUCAAUUGAUUUGAUCUUACCUUUUUUUUUUUUUCGUUGCAGAUAUGCAAGAGAAGAUACCCAUUAUCUUUUGUACAUUUAUGAUGUCUAGAAUGGCAACCGGUGACGAGCAUACUGACUCCUCUGCUUGAGGUAGACGUCAUUUAACUAUGCUGUCAAGUCCAUUAUUUGUCUGCAUGUCUGUAUUUGCAUGAUAGAUUUACAGUUUUCUUUGGUCUUGCUAUCAAGCAGAACAAGCUUGGCAUCUUUUUCUAAAUUCAUUGAACAAAUAAAUUGUUUCUCCGUCUAUACAUGGGGAACUGCUUUGGGUUUAAUGUAUUAGUGACGAAUGAUUUUAGCAAAUAUCCUAUUUAAAAAUAUGAAGAGUACGAAAUAUAAACAAUGUACGCCAAUUAAGACACUGCUAUUUCAGGUACGUACCCAUAAUUGUAAUAAGAAAACUAUAACAAAAAUAACAAUCUCCAAUUUUGAAUAACAAUCACAGUUCACUUCUUAUUUUCAAGCCAAACAUAUUAACUCACUGGAGCUAUAGAUUUCGAAGUUCUUUUUACAAAAUAAAGUUAUUUGGCUGUUUCAAAAAGAAACAAAAUAUUGACGCUGUUUAG